Aphis gossypii (cotton aphid) is the source of this 1758-nucleotide messenger RNA. RefSeq lists its product as uncharacterized. The record is from RefSeq and is a predicted model, not a curated record. The coding region runs from base 1 to 969 and encodes 322 amino acids. The transcript has 4 exons. NCBI's taxonomy places the organism in Eukaryota, Metazoa, Arthropoda, Insecta, Hemiptera, Aphididae.
AUGAUUAGGUUUCCUUUAAAAAAUCCCAAUCUAUUGCAACAUUGGUCAUCACUUUUUACUUAUAGACAACCUCCUGGGGGAACUUAUAUUUUAAAAUUGAAUAGUGACGCUAUCCCUAAGGUUUGUUUACCAUCAUCACCCCAUCCACCUGUUAAAUUCCAAAAAAAACCCAAAAAUAAUGAUAAGUCUGUAAAAAUCCAAAAUAGUGAUGAAACAUUAGAAAUUCAAAAUAAUGUUGAACCUUUAGAAAUUAAAAAUAGUGAUGAAACCUUAGAAAUCCAAAAUAGUGAUGAACCUUUAGAAAUCCAAAAUAGUGAUGAUGAGAUAACUAAAGGAAUAACUCCUAUAAUUUUGAUCAUUCCAACUAAAUAUCAAAGUAGCUCUCCAAUCAAGAUUACUCCUACAAGGAAAAGAAAAUCUAUUGAAAUUACUACUCCGAUAAGAAAAAUGAAGUCUCAAAUUAAAGUAUUGCAACAAAAAGUCCAAAGACAAAAUGUAAAAAUCAAAAACAUGUCUGAAUUAUUUAAAGAAAUGAAGAAGAAGGUACUUCUUGACUCAGAAAUGGAAUGUACGAUCACAAACAAAUUUGAUGGUAUAUUUUUGGAGCUGUUUAAAAACCAGUUAAAAAAUAAAAAAUGCAAAGUAGAAGGUCAGCGAUACAGUGAUGAAAUCCAAAAAUUUGCAAUGACCUUAAAUUAUUAUUCCCCUAAAGCUUUUAAUUGUUGUUGGUCAGUGCUGCGUAUGUUGUUAUUUUGUUGGCGUGGCUUUUUUUAUGCUUACAACUUAUUUAGUUCAUGCUGCUAUGGUCAACACAUGUAUUUAGUUUUUAAUAUUUUUUUCAGAUCUAUACUAAAACUCCCAAACUCUACGGCCAUACGCAAUUGGACAUCUUGUAUAAACAUGGAACCAGGGUUUUUUAAAGAAGUUUUCAAUUCACUUUCAAAUUUAAUCUGCGAAGAUAAGCAUUGAAAUUUAAUAUUAGAUACUAUUGCAUAAGGAAGCAAUUAAUAUGGGAUAAAGUAAGUCACAAAUAUGUUGGGUAUUGUGACUAUGGACAUGAAGUUGAAGUUGAAGGGAAUAACACACCUGCCACUGAAGCCCUUGUAUUCAUGUUAGUAAGCCUUAAUGGCAAAUGGAAAAUACCAAUAGGUAUUUUUUCCAAAAUAAAUAAUUGUCUGCUGUAACCCAAGCUGAGUUAAUCCGAUCUGCGUUAUCUCUUCACACAAUUCUGGACUUAGAGUUUGGAGGGUAAUAUGUGAUGGUAGCUAUACAAAUAUUUUGUCUCUAAAAAUUUUAGGCUGUGUUAUUGGAGAUAAUUAUCAUACCAAUCAAUGUUGGUUUAAGCAUCCGAUAAAUUCAAUGAAAGUUUAUUACAUUCCAGAUGCUUGCCACAUGCUUAAACUUGCUAGAAAUGUACUAGACAACAAUAAUGUGUUAGAAUCAAAUUCUGAUUUAGUUAAAUGGUUCUGUAUUGAAAAAUUAUUUAAGGUACAAAACAAUUUAACACUGAAGCUAGCUAAUAAAUUAAGCAAAACUAAUGUACAUUGGAAAAAUAAUGCUAUGAUAGUUAAAUAUGCAGCACAAACUCUAAGUUCUUCUACAUCUGAUGCUCUUGAUUUUUUAAGAUCUAUAAAUUAUAAAAAUUUCAGCAGUUCCAAAGCUAUAAGUGAGUAGUGUAGGAUUGUAGACAGAUUGUUUGAUUUUUUAAAUUCUAGAAAUCCUUUUCUAAAUGAUUUAAAUCUGCUAUUUUUGAAAAAA